UCAAACUGCGACAGCUUGAGCUCUCACCAACAAUUUACGCAAUGAAAUACUUCAAGUUCGAGUGGCUUUUUGUUGCUAUCUGCUGCUUAUGCCUCGGCGAUGUUUUAGCAGCGCCAAAGCGCAAGCCAAAGCCCCGCUUCCAAUUGCCAAAAAUAAAUAUAAACAUUCAUCACAAUAAUAUUCACAUUGGCUAAGCUGGAGCUAUUUACGUAUAUUGAAUAAGUUGAAUGUAUUUUAAUUAACUUUUUGAUAAUUAAUUGAGUUGA
This is a messenger RNA of Drosophila hydei, 266 nucleotides long. RefSeq lists its product as uncharacterized. The transcript is spliced from 2 exons. Bases 42 to 194 code for a protein of 50 amino acids. NCBI's taxonomy places the organism in Eukaryota, Metazoa, Arthropoda, Insecta, Diptera, Drosophilidae. The record is from RefSeq and is a predicted model, not a curated record.